CCUCAGCCUGUUAAAGCUGCAGCUGGCUGGGGGAGUGGGCACUGGCUGUCCUGGGCGGCUUCACUUGCCCUCAGUGAGCUGUUUCCGGCAGUGUCCCGGUUGCCUAGCGAUAGGCCUGCUGAUCCACCUCCUCCACAGACUGCUGUACACAGAGCACCCCGGGGUAAGUGAGCCGGGAGGGAGGGGGUCAGUGACCGGGUACCCCUGCUGGCCAGUGCUGCUGGGAGUUGGGCUCCAUCUGGGGAGAGAGAGGGGGAGGCUGAUGACAUCACGACGUUACAGGGAGCUGGGGUGCGUGACGUCAUAGGUUAGGGUCCUGGGGGAGGGGGGAGGGGGGCAGGUUGGGGUUAUUGGGCUGGGUAAUGAGGGGCAUGCAGGUUCGAGUUUAAUGAAAGUCCCUGAGCUUUCCACUUUACUUGCUGUUUGUUAGGAGCCAUCAGUGUGACCUGCAGACCCCAAGGGGAAUCCUGUGUGAUUAUACAAGGAGCAGGCUGCUCUCUGUGUGUGUGGAUCACAACUCUCAGGAUCCUCGGCCAGCCUCAGGCCAGCUUAUGGCUUUGCAGAUGGGAAUUGCACUUAGCUGGCUGAGCCUCAUGGGACAUGCAGUCCACAGCAUAAAGUGAGGCUCAUGAUGGGACAUGCAGUCCACAGCAUAAAGUGAGGCUCAUGAUGGGACAUGCAGUCCACUGCAUAAAGUGAGGCUCAUGAUGGGACAUGCAGUCCACAGCAUAAAGUGAGGCUCAUGAUGGGACAUGCAGUCCACUGCAUAAAGAGAGAGUCAUGGGACAUGCAGUCCCCAGCAUGCCAUAAACUGCAAGGGUUAAUAAUGAAUGAUGCUGACUUGGGAGGAAAGUUUAUGGGAAGGAGGUUCAUUUUGGGCCAAAAGCAAAGAAGUGCAAAUGCUGUCUUUUAUGAAAUGUGGAUGCCUACAAAUAAGCCAUUCUCAGACAGCGGUGCGCACACACAUAUAGGCAUCAAUAAACAGGGUGCCAGAGUGAGUGCAAUAUCUUCUAGUUCCUAUCUUAUUAUAUUGGAUGCCAGUGUUGUGCUGCAGAGAAAACAGAUUAUGGAGCUUGAGCCCCUUUGACCUGCAGAGCCUCAAGUGAGUCUGAUUUACAGUUUAAUGGACCUAAUUACAAAGUAUUUGGGGACAUUUCUUUGUAAAUUAUGGGCCAAAACAACCAAACUGAGCAAAAAAACAAAACCUUAUUAUUCCGACCUAAAAUUGAAAAUUUAUUCAUCACUUCCCCAUUCUUUCUGGUUUAUUGACUUCCAUAGUGCGUGUUUAGUCUAAGCUCUCCCAUGCUUUAAUGUAUAACUAUUUUACUAAUCUAAGCAUCCUUAUCAACUUUAUGUGUUCUAUAAACACCUCUUGGGUAUAUAUCUCCUUACUUUUUCACCCCACAGACCUCAUUCAUUAAUAGCUCCUUGUCGUUAUCUGCAUACUCCAUUCCUUCCUUUAAACUCUCCUAAAAAAAAAAAAAAAGCAUUUUGGAAACCAGAGCUGGAUAAGACGUCUGUUUUACAGAUCGGUGUUGGUGCUUUGUAAAUAACAAUACCCUACAUCAGACAUAGGCAAUCUUGGCACUGCAGAUGUUUUGGACUACACCUCCCAUGAUGCUUUGCCAGCAUUAUGCGUGUAAGAGCAUUAUGGUGGAUGUAGUCCACAUCUGGAGUGCCGAAGGUUACCUAUCCCUGCUCUACAUCAAGCAUGUCAAACUCCAAGGCUAACACGAGCCAAAUAAACAAGGUUUAAGUCUGUGGGCCGCAACAAAAUAAAUAAAUAUAAAAAAAAGGAGUUUGACCGAGACCAACACAAACUAAAAAUUACUUCUAUCAUUCUCAUGCAAACAAUCUGUAAAUCAAUAUCCCAAGAAGUGUAUAGAGUGAAAUAACUAGCCGUGCACGGCUACUCCUUUUACCUCUAAAGAUAAAUAUUCUGGGGUCAUCCAAUAGCAAUGCUAAAAUAAAGCAGUAUCUGGACUUUAUUGUGCUAGCUUAUUAUAGCAUAAUAACACACACUAAAGGGAUGGUAACCCUGUGAAAAUAAAAAUGAAACCAGUUUGGAGAGGGUUAAAUUAUACAAUUUGAAAGUAUAAAUCCAUAGGGAAAAGUUUCCCAUCCAGGUAAGUAAAUAUACAUUUUUCACCCACUUGAUACAAUCUGAGACAAGUAUCUAGUGUGUUUUGUUACAGUUUAACCCCUUAAGGACACAUGACCUGUGUGACAUGUCACGAUUCCCUUUUAUUCCAGAAGUUUGGUCCUUAAGGGGUUAAUCUAACUUUCUAGAUGAGUCAGUCCUAAGUUAGUGGGAAACAGUAGAUGUAUAAGUACAUGCCUCUCUCCCUGGUAAACUGGCACAGUGGGUAAAGGAGUCAAGAAAAUGUAGAUAAAAUAGUGGUUAGUGAAUCAUGUCUAUAUAUAAAGUAUAGACAUCACCAAGUGCAUAGUAAUGUGCCUUGAAAAAACAGACGCCCGACGAGCAUUUCGGUGCACUGCCGUAUGCACCCUGACCUGUAGUGUAUUACAUUUGGGAGGCAAUGUAUUAAAUACUUUAGUUUCUUUGUACUCGUUGGCACUUAACUAUUUAUUCUUUUCCAGGUCACACUUCCCUACAUUUAGUGGGCUAAGUGGGUAUUGUGCGCACAUUUAGAGUUUAAUAUAGGGUUAAGCCCUCAGGACACCCCUGGAGUGUACAAGUCUCAGAGACUUUUUUCCCCCGAUACCUGAUUUAUUAUUUUCUUAUGAUUAAACACUUCCCUCGUUUGUUUUCCUGUUGCAUAAUGCCCAGUGAUAUUUAAUGACCUUUGUCAGAAUCCCUAAAGUCCCUAUGCCACUAGGGAAUGCCCUGUUUAUUUACCAUUUGCAGCUCUAUAUAUGCUCCAAUAAUUGUUCAUACUAUAUAAAUAGAUAGACCUUGCAUUUUGAUAUAGAAUCUUUAAAGGGUUGGCUUUUGUUUGGUUUUCAUUAUGGCAUGAUUACAUAAUUUGUCUUUAAGGGAGUACUUCAGUCUCCAUAACCAUUGUUGCUGGUUGUAGUAGUUAUGGUGCUCAGAGUGCACUGGUGCCACCUUAAUAUAAUUAUAAUAUUUCUACCAGUUGAUAGAGAUAUAUCUAUCGCUCUCUCUCUCUCGCACUUCUGUACAACUUGUUUUUUAUUCAUUUUAUUUUUUUAUUUGCGAAUCCUCUAUGCAUUCAUUGUUCGUUAACAGACCCGAGGCUUUUCACAUCCUGUUUUUCUCCUUCCAACCACCAGAGGUGUGGAGUAGCAUUAUUUAAAGAAACACUCUACGCACAUAAAGCCCUUCAGCUUGUUGAAGUGCUUUAUGUUUCUGCAGUCUGUAAUAUUUGUGACAGUUUAUAAAAGUGCCGAUUAUAAAUAGAAAUCUAUACUUUUAUGGCUAUCACUAAUGCUAAUGGCGGCAGCAGCAGGUGCGCAUAGGAAAGCCACAAUUGUGUUUUACUUAUGGCUCAUGCACAGAGGCUUCUCAAUUAGGAAUAUUUCCUGGAAGGGACAGAAAUUCAGUUACUUGCAAGCCCUUUUUAAAAAAUUUAUUUAUUAAUUUUUCCAUAUACCGCCAAAAUGUAGACAAAAAUGCAUAUAUGAGUUUAUUUUGUCCAACUUGUGCAUGCAGCAUGCAUACUUUGGGCUGAUCUCUCUCCUCCCAGGCCACUGAUCAUAGCUAUGCUAAUAGCUACAACACAUUGCCCAGUUUAAUAAAUGGUUAACCCAGCUAUGUAUAAGCAGGUAGCAUCCCUUGUAUGGCUGCUAUCCAUUUUUAAAGCCACUCCAAUCAGUUUGUGAUGAGUGAAACCGUUCCUCUGGUAUUAGCUUCUUAUCCUAUAAACUACUGUUGGGUCAUGUUCCUUCACUUCCUCUUAAAUGGAUGAAGGUAGUGGACCUAGACUACAAUGCUUCUCUGGUCAUGAAGAAAUCCUAAAUCAUUGUUUAUGUACGAGGGAUUAUCAGAUAUUUGGUUAUUGCUGGGGUGCCUUGGAGUGUAAUUUCACAGCAAUACCGGAAAUCCUUUUCCCAUCUCAUACAUAUAAGUGCUGAGCUAGUAACAGUUUUCUCAUCAAACGGCUGUAUGGAUGAAACCUCUUGCAUACAGAAUUGAGAUGCCUUAAGAGUUCUAAAAAUAGAAUCCUACAAGAAUGUGUCUUCCUAUUUAUACUUCCCUUUUUUUACAUUUAUUUUUUAUUUUUAUUUUGUUUGGACCAAUAUAUUAAAUAUUUCUUGAGCUGGCAUGGGCUACUUUACCUUGGCAGAGAUUUGGAUAAACCUGGACAAUUAUUCACUCACCUAAUUUCUCUUCCUCCUGAUCCUGCCAGGCCAUAUCAGUUCUCACCAAAGGUGUGCAAUAAAUUCAUGGGAGAGGGUAAUUAAACAAUUUGGGUAAGAUAUAAGGUGACAGUAUGAGGAAGUGACACUUUGUAGAUGUCUUGUUUUUACCCAGAACGCAUGUGAUGACCACACUGUUUGACACUCGCUACUAUGCUGCAGACUGCCUUGGCAUUGUAAUCUUUAGAGUGGCUGUGCAUCAUGGGAAAUGUAGUUGGCAAGGAUCUUAAUUCCUUGAUUAUCCAUUAUAGUCACCCAUCAUUCAUUUGCUUAUUUUACUUUCGGUCAUUGUAUAAGAAAGAAAACAGAUCUGUAGGUUGCUAUAGAGUAUUUAUUUAUAUCCACUGUAGUUGAUUUCUACAUCUUUGCAGAAUGAUUAGUUGUUUAUUUUAAAUGCCGGAUGUUCAUAAAGCUUUCAAAGCAAAGUGGGAGUGAUGGUCUAGAACAGUUUACGUUUAUUUAGAUAUAAAUAGAGCUACCAUUUGACUGAUGUCACUUCCUUGCAUUUAAUUGAACUUCCAUUGGGUGUUUUUUUUUUUUUUCAUUGCUACAAAUUAAGUAACUAAACUGAUUGAUGGUGACACAUAUGCUGAAUCUAUAAUUUUGUUUGUUUUAUUAACAUAUACUUUUUUUUUUUUUCCAAUUUUGAUUGCAUAUUGUUUUGUUUUUUUUGUCCUUUUUAGUAAAAAGGAGAAAUGAGUGGGCCCAACAGGGAAGCCGGUCAAGGCAAAGAAGAGCGGAAAAAGACAGGUGGCGGAGUGAUCAAUAGGUUGAAGGCUCGGCGCGUUCAAGGAAGAGAAGGAAGUGCCUCCAGUCAGAGUGUCAUGGCUCCCGUUACUGAGCAAGAGCUCCGGGGCUUAAAUGAACUUCGACCAGAACAUAUCUUAGGCCUGAGUAGAGUUACAGAGCGUAAGUCUACGUAAUGGGUGGAGACGUGCAAAGCACAACGUCAACAGUGCUCAUGACCCACAACUUUCCAGUGUUUAUGUAUUUUCGCUUUCCAUCUAUGGAGAUACUGGCAAAAACAUGGAUUCUUGCUGGGCCAUAAGACUCCAAUAUUAAAAUACAGUGGUGUGUGUGUGUGUCUUUUUUUUUUAAUUUUAUUUUUUUUGAAAAAAUAAAUAUUAGCUACAUAAGGCAGAAAGUGGUGUGUGUGUGUGUGUGUGUGUUUUUUUUUUUUUUUAAAUUAAUGUUCUCUUCUUCUCCCCAGAGUAUUUAUGCAAGCCUGAAGAUAACAUAUAUGGGAUUGACUUUACUCGCUUUAAAAUCCGAGACCUUGACACUGGCAGUAUACUCUUUGAAAUCUCCAAACCAUGCUCGGGUAUGUAUCUAUCUGAGAAUGCUUUUCAAACUGCUGUUGUGUGCUAUUUCCAGCCAUCUUUAGACAUGCAUAGUGGAAGAUUUAGCCAAGAAAGGAUCUAUGACCGAGAUAACAAACUGAUCCUUGAUGCCUUUACUACCAAACAUGUUCAUACCUCAAAAUAGUAAAUACAUUUUGACACACUUAUAAAUUAAUUUUGAUGUAACUUUAGUAUAGACUAGGUAUAUCGGUGCUGUGACCAUCUGUUCCCCAGCUGAAUACAGAGACUAGCUCUUUCACUGGCAUUGGGCUGGAGUUCCUACUUGCACAAGCAGUGCCGAAAGGAGGAUUAUUCACAUCUGCUGUGGCACAAAAACUGAGAUGAAUCAUCGCUCUCUGUUUUGUGUUUUUGGAUGCUGAUAACCCUACACUUGGUGAUACCUUUGUAAAUAGGAUCUCUAGCACAAUGCAGUACAUAGUUAGUCUCUCUGGUUUUGCAUCUGAAGGAGGGGCUAAAGGGGGGUUUGGGGAGAUUGGAGAAUACAGGGAGGUGGUAUGUGCAGAAGAGUAUUGUGUGUGUGUGUGUGUGUGUGUUUUUUGUUUGUUUUGUUUUUUUCUAAUCAAAUAGGUCACAUGGAAACUAGAUUUGUAAAGCAGAAAAUCAAAAUUCAAAAUGUUAUAUAUAGUGAUGUCCCGAACGGUUGGCCGCGGACUCAUCAUUGAGUAAACUUUGACCCUGUAGCUCAUAGUCAGCAGACACAUUCCAGCCAAUCAGCAGCAGACCCUACCACCUCCUGGACAGCUCACUAAGAAUGCAGCUUCACAGUGAAUGUAAAAUGGAUGCUGUCUGGGAGGGAGGGUCUGAGAGACUCCUAGUUAGUCAAAACUUUGCCAACUCCUGCAUCUUAAUAAAGUCUGAUUUAGAUCAUCCAGUUGUGUGCCCUUGAAUUUGUCUUAAGCAUGUAUUGUUAUAAAAUGUCAUUUGCUCCUGACAGGCAACAUACAGAGAAAUUAAACCAUGUUUAUUUUAACUCAUUUGCAAUGUAUACCAGUCCCGUGCCAGAACUGAACUGGAUCAUGAUGUAAUUUUGCUAGAUCUUUAAUAUAGGUUUAAAAGAAACGUAGACCAUCACAUGAAAAGAUUAAUUUAAAUUAUAGUCGAUUUUUUUUUUAUUUUUUUAUUUUUUUUUUAAUUGUGUAAUCUCUCUGUGACAUUCUCACUUGAAAUGAUCUCUCUUAAGACCGUAUGCUACCAUGGAAUAUUGUACUAAUUUGGAAAUGUCAUAUAAACCACCAACAUGAUUAGUAAAUUAAUCAUGGUUUUACUGGCUGUGAUUACGUAUGAGCAGUAUUGGGCAGGUACCUCCAUUUGCACCAAGCUGUGACUAUUCUAACCAAAUGUAGAAGAUAAAGAAAUGUCUACAGGAUUUUUACUGCUCCACUCCUUACUAAACUUCACAGCUUCUCACAAUCACUAAAAGCUAUCAAUAGGACUAUCUUGAUAACAAGGAAUUUGUUCAAACAUUUAGGGGGUUCAAUCAAUCAUUUUUUAGGUAAUCCCUGGAGUAAUUAAAACACAGCAUAUGCUCAAAUAUGGAUACCCCGUUAAUCUCACUUGUGAACUAAUAACUUACAAUUAGGGUUUCUUUUUGCCUUGGUUUAUUUUAUCUAAUAUUAAUUGUAUUUAACUGGCUUCUAAUCAGUUUACAUUACUAUGAGACCUGUGAACAUUUUAUUGACAGCAGAUUAGUAAGGUAUUUGGUAAGUCGAAGAUGUUGGCUGAUCUUUGACCACAUACUAAAUUUAGUUAAAAUGGGUAGUCCAUAAAUCAGGAUGUAGCUAAAAUGUCUCACUCUACUGUCACAUUUACAGAACAAGAAGAGGAAGAUGAUGAGAGUGGACAGUUAGAUGCCAGUGCUGGACGUUUUGUACGUUACCAGUUUACGCCAGCUUUUCUUAGACUACGCAGAGUUGGUGCAACGUGAGUAACUUUGUGUGGUGGAAUGAGCAUAGAGAUCCUGGUUGACACUUGUGCUGUGGGUCCUGGAAGAAUGACCGUGGAGGUUUGGGUAGGACAUUGUAGAGUAGGAUUAUGAUAGUGUGGACAUGGCAAUCCUGGCAAUUCCGUUUCAGAUCAACAUGAGCAAAGCUGUCCAUUGUAGUAUGAGGACCUUGUAGGUCGAGCAGGGAGAUUAUGACCAUGGAUUUGGGAACUGAGAUUUGGGUGUCCAUGCAUUUUGAUCGGCAAUUGCACUAUGCCCCUUCUGCUGAAAUUGUAUUGUUCAACUUCCAAAAAGGCAAGCAUGAAGUAAUUUGCCUAAUUUUCCAUAAUGAAUUUUACAGGGAUGUCUUGGGUUACUUACUGAUUCCUCUUUGGCAUCUAUCAACUAAACACCUAACAUGCGAAAGCAAAUUGGGAAUAUUUUUUUUUUCUACACUCUAUUCUUUAUCAAUCAGUUGUAAAAUUCCUCUUAUGGUAAUCUAUUUUCAUAAGAAUAAAAAAACACCCCACAGAGGAUAAAAGGAAAAAAUAGAAGGCACAAAGUAACAAGUAUUUUAUGGAAGUUGAUUACUAAAUUAAAUUCAGGGUCAUAUGUGUUUGUGGGUUGUUAUUGUGUGCGUUUUUUUUUUAAAUUUUUUUUUUUAUUACUGGGGGGUGUUUUUUCUUUUCUGGUUAAAGGAACACUAUAGGGUCAGGAACACAAAUGUAUUCCUGACCCUAUAGUGUUAAAACCAUCACCUAGCCCUCCUGCCCCUCUAAAUAUAGUAAAAUCUUACUUUCAGUCAAGUCUGCUGCUGCUGGCUCCGGGCCCUGACCUGCCUGCUUGGCUGACAUAAUUAGAAGUGAUUCUGUGAGCCAAUCACAAUGCUUUCCCAUAGGAUUGGCUGAGGGUGUCAAGGAGGCAGAUCAGGGGCAGAGCAAGCAUAAUUCAAACACAGCCCUGGCCAAUCGGCAUCUCGUCAUAGAGAUGCAUCUCUGUGAGGAAUGUUCAGUGUCUCCAUGCAGAGACACUGAACAUUCAGUCACACUAUGCAGCAUUGCCCCAGGAAGCACCUCUUGCAGCCAUCUGAGGAGUGGCCAGAUGAGGUAUCCCUAGGCUGUAAUGUAAACACUGCAUUUUCUCUGGGGAAAAAACCCCAGUAUAUCAUCAAAAAGCAUGAAGGGAAUGAUUCUAUUCACCAGAACAAAUUCAAUAAGCUGUAGUUGUUCUGGUGACUAUAGUGUCUCUUUAAGAUAUCAAGUGGACUUGACUGGAGAAACCUUGUUAUUUUCAAAUAAAUCUUGUUGUUGCAGUGAGAUUAUUUUAAAAUAACUGCUGAAUUGCAGCAAAAUGUCCCUGCUAUAUGGGGGAGAAAAAAGACCCUGGUAAUGUAAUAGUUUGAGGUGAUUUAGAGUUGGGCUAUGUUUAUAGUGUUUAUGGAGGUUGAGUAUAAUGUUAGGGUGACUUUUGGGUUUGGGGGGGUCUGACGGCUUUGGGAAUUCUCACGGUCUGAAUAGAAACCAGUUGCAGUGCAGCUGCUCGCAAAUAUCCAAAUCAUUUGUUAUAUGUAGAUUCAGCUAAGUAGAAAUGACUAAUAUUUGUACAUUUUUUUUUUUUAUGUAAUAGAUAUAAUAUUUUUUUAUUUUUUUUUAAAUAGCUACAUUGGUUAAAACAACUGAAGUUUAAUGAAUAGACUGUUUUUAAGUCCAGUGCUUGCACCCACUUUGCUCCUUGGUUUUUGCAGCGUGGAGUUCACAGUAGGGGAUAAGCCUUUGAGGAGUUUCCGGAUGAUCGAGAGACAUUUCUUCAGAGAUCGCAUCCUUAAAAGUUUUGAUUUCGACUUUGGAUUUUGCAUCCCCAACAGCAGGAACACAUGUGAACACAUGUAUGAGUUUCCACAACUGUCAGACGACCUGAGUAUGUAUUAUGUUUUUAUUUUUAUUUUUUUAUUAUUUUUUUUUUUAUUUUUUGGGGGGUGGCGGGGAGAAGGUUACGUGGGUGAUCUUACAAUUUAUUGAAACCACAGUGUCUUUCUAGAUGUGCUGGCUUAUACUCAUCUGCACUGUAAUUUAACACUAGGAAGAUAUAGAAUCUGAUUAAAGGACCACUCUAGGCACCCAGACCACUUCAGCUUAAUGAAGUGGUCUGGGUGCCUGGUCCAGCUAGGGUUAACCCAUUUUUAAGCCUUCCCCUAUUUAAGCCCAUUUUUAAGCCUUCCCCUAUUUCCUCUAGUGGCUGUCUCAUUGACAGCCGCUAGAGGCGCUUGCGUGCUUCUCACUGUGAUUUUUCACAGUGAGAGCACGCAAGCGUCCAUAGGAAAGCAUUGAUAAUGCAUUCCUAUGCGACCGGCUGAAUGCGCGUGCAGCUCUUGCUGCGCGUGCGCAUUCAGCCGACGGGGAGGAGAGAAGGAGGAUCGGAGGCAGAGAGCUCCCCGCCCAGCGCUGGAAAAAGGUUUUAACCCCUUUCCCCCUUCCAGAGCCGGACGGGAGGGGGACCCUGAGGGUGGGGGCACCCUCAGGGCAUUAUAGUGCCAGGAAAACGAGUAUGUUUUCCUGGCACUACAGUGGUCCUUUAAAUGUUUACAUUGACAUCUACAGUUUUAAAUGAUUUAAUUCGCCCCAAUGUCUGAAGAUUAUCCUGAUAUUAAUUUAAAAUCAUAUCGUCUUAAUGCAAUAUAGUUGCCUAUAGUCUAAAUAACACAUUUUUGUUUGAGCUGGGUUUUUUUUUGGGGGGGGGGUUGUUUGUUUGCAAAAAGUAUACAGUUGGUAGUUUGGCCAGUAAUGAGGUCAGCACAGAACCACAGUUCUCUCGAGUCCCCUCUGCACUACAUAAAGCAACCACAACCUCUUAUAGGCCUCCAUAGUCUGUCAUAGGUGGUAUCUCUCUGAAAUAAAUGACUCCUUCAGUGACUCUUUCAUUUAAUGAUUAAUAUUCUUAUAAAUAGUGCAUAGACUCUAUUGUACAAGUUGGAAUGAUUACUUGCUCAAUGUUACACCAACUGGAAACAGAUCACAGACUGAUUGCUGUAGCUCACAGGUAGCCAAAUCUAGAUCCCCAGUUGUUGCAGAACGGCAACAAUACUCUGCCAUGCUUAAACAAAGCAUCAUGGGAGGUGUAGCUCCCCUAUCUUUAGCCACCCCAUCUCAGGAGGUUUAUGUUUUGUGUUAUUUUUGCGUUUGUGGUCCAAUGUCUGCUUUAACUGACUUUUUUUAUUUUAUUUAUUUUUGUCUUCCGCAGUCCGUCUAAUGAUUGAAAAUCCAUAUGAGACAAGAUCUGACAGUUUCUACUUUGUGGAUAACAAGUUGAUAAUGCAUAAUAAAGCAGAUUAUGCGUACAAUGGAGGGCAGUGACUCCUCGAAUUUCUCAGACUGUACUCAACGUUACAUUCCCUUAAAGCAGCAGAAGAUACAGAGUCGUGGUACAAGGCCACAACUCUGUCGGCUCUCUGCCCCCAAAGCAUUCUCCUUCAGACCUGUAUUUUCUGAAGUGCUGUAGUCAAAAACCGAAGACUUUGUAUUUACAAAUGUGUUUUUGGUUUUUUUUUUGUUUUUUUUUUUAACAUUCCCUUUACUGUAAUACUUUUUACAGUUCAAACAGUAGUUUCUUGUCCUGAAAUCAUUUAGGACAGGAUUUUUAUUUUUAUUUUAUUUUUUAUGUGACAGUGCCUCUCUUGACAACGGCUGUAUGUCGUCAGCUGUCUGAAAUAUGUGCCUACUUUACCUUAUGACUUCCAUCUGCUGUUUCACAUAACUGCUAGGGGAGAAAAAAAAUAGCAAUCUUUUUGUAGCCUUUUUUUCUUUUUUUUUUUUUUUCUCUUAAUCUACAGAAACCAGGUUACUUAACUCUAUCAUCUUCUACAAACACACAUGUAACCUGUCGAAGAUCACUGUAUAGUCUGCAUGUGCAGUUCUGAUCAACUUCAAUAAUUCCUUUAAAUCUUCCAGGCAGACUAAAAGCAAUAAUUCACUUUCAAAUACUCAGCUGGGUCUCCAUAUGUAGAGUGCGAAAUUCAAGAAGAAAUAAUUUGUAUGCUAAAUGGAACAGCAUGGUCUUCCUUUUUAUCCCAGUGUCCGUAGGCAGUCUGUGUGGACCUACAACCUCUGUGUUUGACCAGUGGUCUGUAACUAGUUUUGCGUCUCCAGUAAUUGUUUCUCUGACGGUUGGAGAUGCUUUAUUGUUUGAAAGAAUCAGAGUGAGAACAUGUUCAUUGUUGGAGUAGAGCACCUAGGGUGAAUAAAAUACGGUAUCGCCAUGAUUCCGAGAAGCCUCUACUUACGGUUCUCCUUAAGCACACCAGUCGUAGAAAUAGCAAUGGAUGCAUUUGCAGGAAAUGGUGUUUAUCCUAGUUAUUCUAUGUUAUUUUUAGGCAUUUAAUUGUCCUCCACAAGGAAUGUUUGAUGUCAGUGAUACACAACCAUUAAUUUGCCAUUGUCUGAAAUGCCUCAUUAAAUGUUACAACUGGCUUAACUUUAUUUUCUGGCGUAGUUCUUAUUAAUUUACAUUUUAUUAAGAGACUCUUUUAGAUCUAGCUGUAAUGCAAUUAUACAUUAUUUAUUACUGACCUAUUUUUAAUGGUGCAUUUUCACGUAUGUGAUAUGUCCAAAUGCACACUUUUUUUCUUAGAUAUAUAUCUAUGUGUGAUCUGUAUCGAUGAGUUAUUAGCAUAUUUAGGAACAGGUUUAUACAAUUCCCUGACUCUGGCAGUCCUCGCAUAUCCAUGUACUCACACUGGUUCCAUAAGUAACUUCUACCAAGAAGUGUCCCUAGCAGCGCAGUGUGAGCACAUCAUUAGAUUACC
Messenger RNA from Pelobates cultripes (western spadefoot toad), 12421 nucleotides. The record is from the annotation of a GenBank genome assembly. Lineage: Eukaryota; Metazoa; Chordata; Amphibia; Anura; Pelobatidae.